Mercurialis annua (annual mercury) is the source of this 997-nucleotide messenger RNA. Its product is annotated as metal-independent phosphoserine phosphatase. NCBI's taxonomy places the organism in Eukaryota, Viridiplantae, Streptophyta, Magnoliopsida, Malpighiales, Euphorbiaceae. The record is from RefSeq and is a predicted model, not a curated record. Bases 91 to 783 code for a protein of 230 amino acids. The transcript has 6 exons.
CACGUUUCAUUCCAAAUUCAUAUAGUACUUCACGGUUUUGCUGAUCACUGGAAAACAAAAAGCAGCAGCAGCAGGAGGAGGAACGUACGAAUGGAAAUGGAAGAAAAAGAAGAAGCAAAAUGUUCAUCUGAAAACAGAUAUUGGAUUUUGAGGCAUGGCAAAUCCAUUCCUAACGAGACUGGUCUCAUUGUUUCUUCUCUGGAAAAUGGGAUACGACCAGAAUACCAAUUAGCAGCUGAUGGUGUCACUCAGGCGCAAUUAGCCGGGCAAUCGUUCCUCAAGGAUCUGAAGGAAAGAAAAAUACCAGUUGAAAGUGUCCGCAUCUGCUACUCUCCAUUCGCCAGAACAAGUCACACUGCUAAAGUUGUUGCAUCGGUCUUAAAUAUUCCAUUUGACGGUCCUCAAUGUAAGGUGAUUGAAGAUCUUCGAGAACGUUACUUUGGUCCUUCAUUUGAACUUAUGUCACAUGAUAAGUAUCCAGAGAUAUGGGCACUUGAUGAGAAAGAUCCAUUCAUGCAACCAGAAGGUGGGGAAAGUGUUGAUGAUGUUGCUGCUAGACUUGCAAGAGCCGUGGCAAUCACGGAGUCAGAGUUUCAAGGGUGUGCUGUAUUGAUUGUUAGCCACGGUGAUCCCUUGCAAAUUUUGCAAACAUUAGUGGAUGCUGCUAAGCAGCACACUGGUGAUGACUUGGCGUCGAGAAUUCAAGCAGUUAAAGUCCCUUCAGUACUGUCUCAGCACCGUAAGUUUGCAUUGCUUACCGGAGAGCUUCGGCUUGUGAUAUAAUCAAUCAACACUUUGCACUCCUGGAUAUAGCUUACGGUUUUGGCAAAUUACUGAAUAGGUCGUUUGGUUUUGACCAAUUAUUGAUUGCUUUGUCAAACAAUAGAACUAGGGUGUGUAUCCAGUUCAAACCGGACCAAAUCAAACCAGAAUUUUAAUCUUUUCAAAUUCAAACAGAACUAAUAAUUUUUUGAAUAAUUAGAUAUUUCAAAUUGAA